This is a messenger RNA of Phycomyces blakesleeanus NRRL 1555(-), 2664 nucleotides long. RefSeq lists its product as hypothetical. Gene Ontology annotation, molecular function: histone binding; ATP-dependent chromatin remodeler activity; ATP hydrolysis activity. The transcript has 15 exons. Gene Ontology annotation, cellular component: Ino80 complex; nucleus. The record is from RefSeq and is a predicted model, not a curated record. Gene Ontology annotation, biological process: DNA-templated transcription; DNA repair; chromatin remodeling. NCBI's taxonomy places the organism in Eukaryota, Fungi, Mucoromycota, Mucoromycetes, Mucorales, Phycomycetaceae. The annotation marks the transcript as partial.
AUGAAAGAGAUGCUAGUUUUCUGGAAGAAAAACGAAAAAGAAGAACGAGAAUUGCGUAAAAAGGCUGAGAAAGAAGCCCUCGAACGAUUGCGACAAGAAGAAGAACGAAGAGAAGCACAACGCCAAGCACGAAAGCUUAACUUCUUGAUUACACAAACUGAGCUCUACAGUCAUUUCAUUGGUAGAAAGAUCAAGCAGGAUAUGGGUGAUGAUGAAGAUGCUGCUAUGAUGCCAGGUGGAAAUAUGUCAAUGGACUUGGAGGGCGAUGGAGAUUUGGAUAUAGGAGGAGAUGAUCAAGAGCAACUAGGAGAGAUUGACUUCGAUGAGGAUGACGACGAAAAACUUCGAGAGCAGGCUAGACGAGGUGCACAAAAUGCGUUGGCUAAACAGCGAGAGGCUACCCGAGCAUUUGAUGAAAGCGCUCUUGAGCGACUGGACUCUAUGAACUUCCAAGAUCCCACCAGUAUGGGAUCAGGUCCCGAGGUCAAGCAGCCUUCUAUGCUAAUGUGCCAGCUUAAAACAUACCAACUCAAAGGCCUUAAUUGGCUCGCGAAUCUCUACGAACAGGGUAUUAAUGGUAUAUUAGCAGAUGAGAUGGGUCUGGGAAAGACAGUGCAAUCCAUCUCUUUGAUGGCCUAUUUAGCAGAAGUACACAAUAUCUGGGGUCCUUUCUUAGUCAUUGCCCCAGCUUCCACUCUUCACAAUUGGCAACAAGAAAUCUCGCGGUUUGUACCUUCGUUCAGAGCUCUUCCAUACUGGGGUAAUCCCAAGGACCGAAAGGUGUUGCGUCAGUUUUGGAACAGAAAACAGCUCUAUGGAAGAGAUGCCCCAUUCCACGUAGUAAUUACAAGUUACCAACUUGUUCUUACUGACGUUAGUUACUUCCAACGAGUAAAGUGGCAAUAUAUGGUACUUGAUGAAGCCCAGGCUAUCAAAAGUUCGUCUAGUGCACGUUGGAAGCAACUAUUAGGUUUCCAUUGUAGGAAUCGGCUGCUUUUAACUGGUACACCCAUUCAAAAUAGCAUGCAAGAAUUAUGGGCACUUCUUCACUUUAUUAUGCCUACUCUCUUUGACUCUCACGAAGAAUUUUCUGAAUGGUUCUCAAAAGACAUCGAGAGUCACGCAGAGAACAAAGGAACACUAAAUGAACAUCAACUCAGGCGUCUUCACAUGAUAUUGAAACCAUUCAUGUUGCGUCGUAUCAAGCGUAACGUACAACAUGAACUGGGCGAAAAGAUCGAAGUAGAAGUAUACUGUGAUCUUACGGCCAGACAAAGGGCACUAUACAGAGGAUUAAAAGAAAAGAUAUCUAUUUCGGAACUCCUCGAAAAAGCUACCUCACUAAACGAUAUGGAAAGCAUGGAUAGUUUGAUGAACCUGGUGAUGCAGUUCCGAAAGGUUUGCAACCACCCAGAAUUAUUCGAGCGUGCAGACGUCAAGUCCCCUUUUGCAUUUUGUAACUUUAGUUCAACCUCUUCACUCACCAAAGAGCAGCUUCUCUAUUGCCCCUAUUCAUCAAGAGGCGUCAUUAAAUACCAUAUUCCUAAAAAAUUAUACCGAAAUGGUGGUAUAUUGAAAGAGCCUGGUCCCAGUACCAAGAUUGGAUUCACAACACAUUACUUGGAUAAUUUGCUGAAUAUUUGGCAACCCAAUGCUAUCCACGAGUCCAUGAUGUCCAACUCUGCAUUUUCUUUCCUCCGCUUUGUGGAUACCACCCCACACGAGGCAAGCUAUCUAUUUAAACAGUCCUUGGUUGCUCGUUGGAUUGAUCAUUUGGCAAAAAGAGAUCAACGUGCUCGAAGACAAUUUUAUAAUACAAAUGAAGAAAGCUUCCUUAUAUCAGAAACACAAUCUCCCACAACCUCCUUCAAUAUAAUCCCUGGUGGAGCCUUAGAUGAAUUGACGCAUGUCACUGAUAGUAUGUUGUAUCUGACCAGACCAUUUGGUCAGUGCUACAUGCCUAGUGCACGUGCUGUCCCGGUUGAUGCUAUUUGUUCUGAUAUUUCGUUUGAGCGAGAACAAAGAGAUGUACUGUUUAAUCCUACCUUACGUGCCGCUUUCUUCGGAACGCCACAAUAUAUUCCUGGUCAUAAUAGAGAACAAGCAAUGGAACUGCGUGAUGUAGUAAGAAGAACAGAGGGUCAGGGUAUAAUGACUGUCCCAUCUUCUGGACAUGGUUUCUCCUUGAUGAAAGUCCCAGCCAUGCGAGAUUUAGUAUUAGACUCUGGAAAAUUAGCUACACUUGAUAGACUCUUGGAGAGGCUCAAAUCUGAGGGACAUCGUUGUCUUAUUUACUUCCAAAUGACUCGUAUGAUUGAUCUUAUGGAGGAGUAUAUCUCAUACAAACAAUACAAGUAUUUGCGAUUGGACGGUUCUUCGAAGAUUUCCGACCGUCGUGACAUGGUUUCUGACUGGCAAACAAGACCCGAGAUCUUCAUCUUCCUGCUUAGUACACGCGCAGGCGGUCUUGGUAUCAAUUUGACCGCUGCGGAUACUGUUAUAUUUUAUGACAGUGACUGGAAUCCAACAGUAGAUCAACAGGCAAGUGCUAUGGACAGAGCACAUCGUCUUGGGCAAACCAAACAAGUUACUGUGUAUCGAUUGAUCACAAAGAACACAAUUGAGGAGCGUAUUCUACAAAGGGCCAAGCAGAAAGACGAGGUA